Centropristis striata (black sea bass) is the source of this 3492-nucleotide messenger RNA. It is a transcript of the gene fam20ca, whose product is annotated as FAM20C golgi associated secretory pathway kinase a. Gene Ontology annotation, biological process: protein phosphorylation. The coding region runs from base 875 to 2629 and encodes 584 amino acids. The transcript is spliced from 10 exons. Lineage: Eukaryota; Metazoa; Chordata; Actinopteri; Perciformes; Serranidae. Gene Ontology annotation, molecular function: protein serine/threonine kinase activity. The record is from RefSeq and is a predicted model, not a curated record. Gene Ontology annotation, cellular component: Golgi apparatus.
AGCCAACCUCUUCCUCAUGACGCCACCGAGGCUGGGCUCAGAGGGCUCCGAUCAUAAUAUUUAACACACCCACCCUGGAUGAACACUUGGAAGGAAGACAAGGCGGUGUAAAGAGAAAGAGGAGGGGGGACAAAUGACAAGCAGGAUCUCUGCACCUGCCAGCCAGUCUCUGAUUUGACUUCAACGAGGCUUGCAGACAGCAGGAGCGGGACAGCAUCCAAGCAUCUCCGCGGAUCACCUGUUAUUUUAUGGAUUUUUCCCACUUUUUUAAAACAAUCACUUCAUCCUGAAUAAAAAGGAAAGGCUGCGUUUUUCUUGGACUAUAUAAACCUGCUACUUUUUUUUUUUUUUUUUUACCCUAGUUAUGACACAUUUGACAUCUCACUUCGUGCUGGCAGCAUUUCAAGGAAGCAGAUUUGAGGAAGAAUAUCGGUGCUUUUAACAGGACCCCCCUUCCUCCUUCCUCCUCCUCCUCCUCCUCCUCCUUCUUCUCUUCCUGUUACCUCUUCUUAACGAUUUAUUUAGUGCUCCGUCCUCCUGACACUGUAUCCUGUUCAACAAGGCAAUGAAUGAAGAGCACUUGUGUUUGAGCCGCUGCCAGUGAAGUGUCCAGAGAUCACAAUGUGUCCACCUGUCCGCCCGGGAAUGAAGAAUUUUGGACUAUUGUAAGACAAAAAAAUAAAGCCAGAGCACAUCAUGGAGUUGUUAACAUAGGCUGACACGCAUUAUGCAUGCAAUGAUCACAGUAAAUCUUCAAGCUGCUUUGUCAUCGCAUAACAGUGUUGGACAUCAAUGUCGGUGCCGUGAGGUGCGCUGCGCUUAAAGCUUUCUCUGCGUAAAGAAAAAGAGGAGAGAAAAAACAAAAGAUUUAAAGAUGAUUUUGUUUCGCAAAUUCAGAGUGUUGAUACUCAUGGUGUUUUUGGUAGCGUGCACCAUGCACAUUAUGAUUGACUUGUUACCGAAGCUGGAGAAGCGUGCAGCGGGAGCGGACAGCGGGGACGGCGGCUGUCAGUGCGCGCACCACCCGGGCGGGGAGGCGCAGGGCUGGGGGAAGCAGCGCGCCAGGUCGGCGGCUGAAGCGGGCUGGCCUAACAAGCACACGCUGAGAAUCCUGCAGGAUUUCAGCAACGAGCCGAGCUCUAACCUCACAUCGCACUCUCUGGAGAAGAUCACAGCAGCAGCAGCAGGAGCAGCAGGAGCAGGAGGAGCAGGAGGAGCAGGGGAGAGAGCGGAGUCCGGGAGGAGGAUGAGACCGUCCGCGGGGAAGGCGGAGGACCAUAAGUCGCUGAUCGGGGACGCGAGCGGGGGUCGGAUCGCCCCUGCACACACUGUGUCCCGGCUGUCUGCUCUCUUUGAGCAUCCUUUAUACAAGGUUGACCUUCCUCCUCUCACGGACGAUGACACUUUGUUUAACGUCAACACUGACAUCAGGUUUUAUCCCAGAGCAACAGGGAACCAAGGAUGGCACAACGAGGAGGGGAACGAAGAGGAGGAGGAGUUCUCUCCAACGGGAGAGGUGACGGCAGAGUCGUACCCCAACUGGUUACGUUUCCACAUCGGCAUCAACCGCUACGAGCUCUACUCCAGACACAGUCUGGUGCUGGACGCUCUGCUGAAGGACCUGGUCACUCAGAGGAUCACCAGCGUGGCCAUGAAAUCCGGAGGCACCCAGCUGAAGUUGAUCAUGACUUUCCAGAACUAUGGACAAGCUCUGUUCAAGCCAAUGAAGCAGACCCGGGAGCAGGAAACCCCUCCAGACUUCUUCUACUUCUCAGACUUUGAGAGGCACAACGCUGAGAUUGCAGCUUUCCACUUGGACAGGAUCCUUGACUUCCGGAGAGUUCCCCCGGUGGCUGGGCGACUCGUCAACAUGACCAGAGAGAUCAGAGACGUGACUCGAGAUAAGAAGCUGUGGAGGACCUUCUUCAUCUCACCAGCCAAUAACGUGUGUUUCUACGGGGAGUGCUCCUACUACUGCUCCACUGAGCACGCUCUGUGCGGUAAACCGGACCAGAUCGAAGGCUCGCUGGCGGCCUUCCUGCCCGACCUGAACCUCGCCAAGCGCAAGACGUGGAGGAACCCCUGGAGACGCUCCUACCACAAACGCAAGAAAGCAGAGUGGGAGGUGGAUCCAGAUUACUGUGACGAGGUGAAGCAGACUCCUCCGUAUGACCGAGGCACUCGGCUGCUGGACGUCAUGGAUAUGACCAUCUUUGACUUCUUAAUGGGUAACAUGGACCGACAUCAUUAUGAAACUUUUGAGAAGUUUGGAAAUGAAACCUUCAUUAUUCACCUCGACAACGGAAGAGGGUUUGGAAAACACUCCCAUGAUGAGCUGUCCAUCCUGGUGCCUCUCAGCCAGUGCUGCAGAGUGAGGAAGUCGACCUACCUGCGUCUCCAGCUGCUGGCCAAAGACGAGUACCAGCUGAGCUCCCUGAUGGAGGAGUCUCUGCUCCGCGACCGGCUCUCCCCGAUCCUCAUCCAGCGCCACCUCCACGCCCUGGACCGCAGGCUCCGGCUGGUGCUGCAGGUCCUGGCCGGCUGCAUAGAGAAAGAAGGCCACGUUAACGUGGUGGAGGAAGAUCUGGCCAGGGAGACGGCCACCCAGAGGGGCCCCGGCCACAGGUAGUGAGGGCCAGAAAACACACGAACAAUGGACCACGCCCACCUGUGGCUGCCGACCAAUGGGAUUACAGCGAAAGUCCCACACUUCUGAUACCAAGCUGAAUUCAGUGAAUUCCAAGACUUGCCAUCAUUGCCUCUCUGGAAACUGCUUUUAAGUGUAAAGAAGAAAGGAAAAGGAAAGACUGUGCUCACACAGAGGCUUUGUAUUUGUUAGAUACAGAUGUAUUUUUGUUGUAUAAGACAUAAAGGAACCGCUGCUGUGUUCUGAUUCUGUCCUGUUUGUUUUCAAUAUGGAGGGUACCAGUUUGUUUUACGUGUUUUAUUAUAUUAGUACAUAACCAAAAGAGAACGUACACUGACUGGGGCAGCAUUUAGGUCAGACAAUAAGCUUUAUCACAAUGUAUGAAAAGGGGGAGGAAGUGUGCAGGUUUUUUUUUUUCACAACCAGGAGAAGAAGAACAGUGUGAUCUCUGGUAAACAAACCAGCAUGCUAACUGUACACAAAGUUUCCAUCGCUGAUUGUAAAUUAAACAGCGUUGCUAACUUUGCACAGAGUGUCUGGUGCUUGUUGUAAACAAACAGAUAUAUAUAUAUAUAUAUAUAUAUAUAUAUAUAUUUAACCAGGUAAAAAGUCUCAUUGAGAUUUAAAAAAUCUCGUUUCCAAGAGAGACCUGGCCAAGAAAGCAGCAUAAAAAGUAACAUUUAAACACAGUUAUCAUAAACAAUUAAAUAUUUUAAUUGUUUUUUUACAUUUUUUUUCACAACCAGGAGAAGAAGAACAGUGUGAUUUCUGGUAAACAAACCAGCAUGCGAACUGUACACAAAGUUUCCAUCGCUGAUCGUAAAUUAAACAGAGGUAUAUAUGUA